Molecule: messenger RNA, 1144 nt
Organism: Bipolaris maydis ATCC 48331
Lineage: Eukaryota; Fungi; Ascomycota; Dothideomycetes; Pleosporales; Pleosporaceae
Source: RefSeq, a predicted model, not a curated record
ACGCAUGCCUGCGACAACUGUCGCACAGUGAAACGUGCCGUCUCAUCAAUCGAAUUGGCCCAAAUGGAUACAUGAUCUAAAGUUUCGCUCGCUUUUAGCAGUUUUCUACCACAUCCGUCGUUGCUCUCUCUGUCGUUACCUGUCGUCGUGGCCGUAUUACCCCCCCUUGUCUUAUCAGCACCCCUACAUCAAACCACAACACUCGCUUUUGCCGAAAACCGGCUGACUCGGGCACUCACUCACUUUCAACUUUGCGGGUUGCGCCCACCGCUCUGUGAACAAUGGGCCACUUUGAGUUUCGAGAAUUGGGGGCAAUUUACAAUUAUGUGCGCAGCAAAUAUGAAGAAAGAGCUGAGACAAAAGGGAAGCGGAGACGAUCAAUGAGCGAUGCGGUCACGGAGCGAAAGCCAAAGUACGGGAAACUGCAUAAGCCGCCAACGGUACAGUCGCUGCAUCAGAGACCGGACAGACCGCGCAGUCGGCUCCAGAAAAGCAGGCCGCAAUCAAUGAUGAGCCUGGCGCAGCCCUUGCCUAAUCUCUUUGUCCUGGAAUACGAUCCGUAUCCAUAUAAUACACAGCCAUGCCAGUUCCUCGGAGUGUUCUCAAGUAUUGAUACAGUCACGGCAGGCGCAUUCCAACACGGCGCGUACUCGUUUUCAAGAGAGGGGCUAUUGGAUGGCUCAGAAUACCUCAGUCCAACCGGCCGCAUCAAAAUCGUUUCGCACCCGCUGCAAUCCACCGGCGUGACUGCCGCUGUGCCAGGCGAAACACCCAAGAAAGACGGGCAGCACAUGCGUCUUGAUAUUCCGCAUCCGCUCAGCCAACCAGUGCCGCGAUUCGACAGCCAUCAGGAUCUCAACAUGCCGAAAAAAAGCGAGGUCACUGUCUACCUGGCACUUCAUGAAAGCCCCAAAACAGCGUUUUGCAUCGGCCUGUUCACGAGCAAGAGUCUAGCGUGGGGCGCGUGCUUGAAAGACAAAGCAUGGCUCGAGUGGACCGACAAGGUGGUGGAGCAAAAGAGGGAUGUGAGGGAGAACAACCUCCCUCGUGUCGAAGGGAGACUUGUCGGAAGCGGACGGCAUGUAUGGUACGUCACGGAGUCGACUGUCAAUGAUGUAAGGAAAUGAGAAAAGAAACGUCCGUU